Molecule: messenger RNA, 1157 nt
Organism: Cynara cardunculus var. scolymus (artichoke)
Lineage: Eukaryota; Viridiplantae; Streptophyta; Magnoliopsida; Asterales; Asteraceae
Product: cinnamoyl-CoA reductase 1
Exons: 6
Coding region: 55-1029 (324 amino acids)
Molecular function (GO): oxidoreductase activity, acting on the CH-OH group of donors, NAD or NADP as acceptor
Source: RefSeq, a predicted model, not a curated record
GAGGAGUGAAGCAGUGGAACUGUGGAAGCUCUAGGGCGAAGACGAGAGGAAGACAUGGCUGCAUCAACAGGGGAGUUAGUGUGCGUAACCGGCGGAAGUGGCUAUAUCGGCUCGUGGCUCGUCCGCCUUCUUCUUGAUCGCGGCUACACCGUCAACGCCACCGUCAAAGAUCUCAAUGACGAGAAGGAAACCAAGCACCUAGAAGCAUUGGAAGGAGCAGAAUCACGUCUCCGCCUCUUCCAAAUCGAUCUCUUGGAUUACGAUUCAAUUGUCGCUGCCGUCACCGGCGCAUCCGGUGUCUUCCACUUGGCUUCUCCUUGCAUCGUUGAUCAAGUCCACGAUCCUGAGAAGGAACUGUUGGCACCUGCCCUCAAGGGGACAAACAAUGUACUCACAGCGGCAAAGAAUCUGGGAAUUAAGCGUGUGGUUGUCACUUCAUCUGUUUCAUCCAUUGUACCUAGUCCUAACUGGCCUGCUGAUGUCCCAAAGAAUGAGGAUUGCUGGACUGAUGUGGAAUAUUGCAAGCAAAAGGAGUUAUGGUAUCCACUCUCCAAAACACUAGCUGAGAAAGCUGCAUGGGAUUUUGCUAAGGAGAAAGGUUUAGAUGUGGUUGUGGUGAACCCUGGAACAGUGAUGGGUCCCAUUCUUCCUCCAACACUUAAUGCUAGCAUGCUAAUGAUUCUGCGUCUUAUCCAAGGAUGUACGGAAAUAUACGAGGAUUUCUUCAUGGGUUCAGUUCAUGUUAAAGAUGUGGCCUUAGCCCAUAUAUUGGUGUAUGAAAACACUUCAGCAACUGGAAGACAUCUCUGUGUUGAAGCCAUUUCCCAUUAUGGUGAUUUGGCAGCCAAGGUUGCAGAAUUAUACCCAGAGUAUAACAUCCCCAGGUUGGCGAAAGAUACGCAACCUGGGCUACUAAGAUCAAAGGCUGCAUCUAAGAAGCUCAUGGAGUUGGGUCUUGAGUUCAUUCCUGUGGACCAGAUUAUCAGGGACAGUGUUGAGAGUUUGAAAAGCAAAGGGUUUAUAUCUUGAAUGGGAUCUGUUUAAAGAUUAUUACCACCUUUCUUAACUAAAUGAUCGUAGCUAGUUAUGUUAAUAUCCUCUGUUUUAUGAUGUGUUUGUAAUGUAUGCCAGUAAGAACUCUUGACUUCUCUUUUUUA